Melampsora larici-populina 98AG31 is the source of this 522-nucleotide messenger RNA. RefSeq lists its product as uncharacterized. The transcript has 3 exons. Lineage: Eukaryota; Fungi; Basidiomycota; Pucciniomycetes; Pucciniales; Melampsoraceae. Bases 1 to 522 code for a protein of 173 amino acids. The record is from RefSeq and is a predicted model, not a curated record.
AUGGUCUUGAAGGCACCUGUGCAAGUAGAUCAAGAUCAUCAGUCAUCUCUAGCCUCUAGCCAACCAGCUUCAAUUGAAUCCCAUCUAUCUCGGACCAGCACACUUACAAAUGCAGGAAGAAGGUCUAGGUUACAAUUUUGGCAUCACCAAAAAGAUAGUAGUAUCAGCUCUGAAGUUUCAACUGGAACUGGAAGUACGAAGAGUGAAAUGGGACAAAUCUCAGGUCCAAUCUCAAUCCGUUUGAUGACUGAUGACAACAUCACUGCUCUCUUUGGACCUUCUGGCAAAUUGACUCCAUAUCAGAAUUUACCAAGAUCAAGGAGAGGAUCAGACUCUUCAGCAGAUUAUUCAUCUGUUGACAAUUGGAGAAGCUCUCAAUCACCACUGAGCAAGCAAGUGCGAAGCACACCAAGAGCUCACUGCAGUUCUCCUUCUGUACCACUUUCAAGUCCUUACUCGACCUUGGCAAAGCCACCUUGCCCCCCCAGAUUAAGACCUGUUAUGGCUUCAGGAUUCUACUAA